Messenger RNA from Rhinichthys klamathensis goyatoka, 938 nucleotides. It is a transcript of the gene zcchc24, whose product is annotated as zinc finger, CCHC domain containing 24. The record is from RefSeq and is a predicted model, not a curated record. The coding region runs from base 35 to 691 and encodes 218 amino acids. The transcript has 4 exons. Lineage: Eukaryota; Metazoa; Chordata; Actinopteri; Cypriniformes; Leuciscidae. Gene Ontology annotation, molecular function: zinc ion binding; nucleic acid binding.
UUAUUUGAUUUGAAAGUGGAUUUAUCAUUGGAAGAUGAGUUUGGGUUCAGCUCUAGACUCGGUUUAUCAGCCCGCGCAACUCUUAAACUGGGUGUAUCUGUCGCUGCAGGAUUUGAAGAGAAAUAAUGACGAGUUUACAGCAUCUGACGAGAACUAUUACAACAGCAAACCUGCUCACGUCAUCAGCAGCUUCAUGCACGAGCGCAGAGAGACUCUGUGUAGCAGCUUAUAUGAGGGCUCGUCUCCCUACGGUUCACUGAACGACAUCGUGGAGGGUCUGAGUUUACUGACGGACAACUUCUCCGACCUCUCGCUCGCCUGUGAACCCAGAAAACUGUACAAGAAGCCUCCGCCAAACUACCUGUGCCACCUGUGCUUCAACAAGGGCCACUACAUCAAAGACUGUCCGCAGGCUCGUCCUAAAGGAGAGGGUCUGACGCCGUAUCAGGGAAAGAAGAGGUGUUUCGGAGAGUACAAGUGUCCCAAAUGCAAGAGGAAAUGGAUGAGUGGGAACUCAUGGGCGAACAUGGGUCAGGAGUGCAUCAAAUGCCACAUCAACGUCUAUCCUCACAAACAGCGUCCUCUGGAGAAACCCGACGGCCUGGACGUAUCGGACCAGAGCAAAGAACAUCCUCAGCAUCUCUGUGAGAAGUGUAAGCAGCUCGGAUACUACUGUCGUCGAGUUCAGUGACCUCUGACCUCCGGCAUCCUAAAGACCAGAUACACCCGCAUUCACAUCGUGACCGGUGCUAUAAUCUGCUCCACUUUAGCUGGACAAUAUUCACUGAUUCCUGAUUUAAAGCAGAACUCUGAGUAAAUACUGAAAUGGUGUCAGCAGCAGUUAUGCAAUAUGUUGAUUGCCACAGAAAAUAUAUAUUUUUAACAAUAAAUCUGUGGUUGUUUAAGUAAAUGGUGCACCACAAUUAAAACUCACCACA